This is a messenger RNA of Aspergillus steynii IBT 23096, 174 nucleotides long. RefSeq lists its product as uncharacterized. The transcript is spliced from 3 exons. NCBI's taxonomy places the organism in Eukaryota, Fungi, Ascomycota, Eurotiomycetes, Eurotiales, Aspergillaceae. The record is from RefSeq and is a predicted model, not a curated record. Bases 1 to 174 code for a protein of 57 amino acids.
AUGCUUCGCAUUCCUGCCAUCCUGUUCGCCGUGCUCUCCUUGGCGGUCGCCGCCCGGAGCCAAGAUGUCUGUAUCGAUGUUUGUCAACCCGUCGAGCCGGUUUGUCCUUCUGGGCAGCGCGCGUCGGGUAUGCCGGGCUGCUGGGGAUGCUGUCACACGAUCCCGCUGGACUAA